AUGGGACGUCUUCGUCUUCGACCGAAUCCGUAUUUGCGAAUUGGUAUUCACUGUGUUUUAUCCGCCGUGGACAUGAAAAUGGCAAACCUCACUUUUAUCCUCUCAGUUAACUCUGUUUGCCUGAGUUUUGGAUCAGACUAUGAGGUACUUUAUGUGGGCGUGAUAUCUCGUUUUGUGAUCAGCGGUUACGCGGGCAUCCUUCCCACAUUGAUUCGUGUCUACAAUCAACAAGUGAACAAUGCGGUACUCACACAUGCUGUCGAAUUCACGUGCCGCCAGUUCUACGUGAUGCAUCGAACGCCCUUCAUAUUGCAACUGUUCGGUAGUCUGGCCAACUAUGUACUCAUUGGAGACGAGUCUACCGCGAUGUCGGACGACUUUUAUCGGAUUCAACCAGGAACACUAUACCGACUGUUACGUUCCAUUAACCGACCUUCAGUGGAUAACUUGAAAAUUUUAGAGUUGUGCGAUGUUCAGAAACCACUCCGGGCCUUGGACUUUUGUUAUGAAGAUGACGAUGCGAAUUGGUCUGUUUUGGAUGCCAUCAAUUUGUGUGUCACUGUCAUCGUUUAUGCGCCGGACUCGUACAGAGCCAGGCAAAUGCUAGUCAUUCUCCAGGCCAUUCUCCCAUUCAUUCUUCGAGACCUGCCGGUUAUCUGUGCGGAAGAGAACUGUGGGGCUGAGCCGAAAAAGGCGGAACUACUUGCCAUCCAGAAGGUGUCCACGGCAAUGCGACAGCUCAUCUCUACGACGGAAUUCAUGACCCGAGAUACCGAGAUACCCACGGGAACACGAGAGGUGCGAGAUGCAGCUAAACGUGGUGUGGUCGGGGGGACACUAAUACAAAUGGAUCCUGUAGCCGGGGAAUCACGCGCUGGCGCUAAUGUGACAACCUCGGUUUCAGAUCAACCAAGUGGUCCCUUAGCUGCAAGCCGCUGGAAUUAUGAGCCUCGGGAAAUUAUUCUCCAACUGGCCUGUGAUUUUCUCAGCUGUUGUUCUGCACGAUUAGCAGAAAUGGGUGAGAGGCAACGGAUUCCCGAACUGUUAGAUCCCAAAUCGCACGUGCGUUUAUCUGAGCUAGCUCAAUCAUUUAUCAAACAAGUGCCAACUAACCCGGAUUUACUGUCCGGCACGGCGCUUCAGCGCUACUUCCUCGAAAUACUACCUCUUGUCGAAUGGGGUCAUGAAUCGAUGCGGUCCUGCAAAGCACUGGAAUCCUUGUUGGGUCGUAUUAAUCGCACCUUACCGAAAUUAUUAGAGAAUGCAUCUCUCCGAGUACUUAUUGAAACUUUGAAAAAGGCGGUCAUCUUUGAUCCGUCGGGUUGUCUUCCGGCUCUUGCCCGACCAAAACCUGAAGUACAUGUGAGUCAUAGCGCGUGGUCUGGCAUUUCUAACGCGGUCCCCGGUCGACCUAGCCUCGGAGAGGCAUUAUUCAGCACCAUCUCUCCAGAAAACAGUAGCAUUGGAGCGCCGGUGCCCGGACGUACUUCAGGUAAGGGGCGUUCGCCAAAUAACGGCGAGGUUACUGCGCACGGCUGUCCUUCAACCACGACUGGAGUAUUGGUUAACAAACACGGUGUCAUGGACAACGCGGAUUUGAUGGAACACGGUGGUACUACGUAUUCGUUUAAAUUUGCUGCAGAAGUGAUUCGACUGAUUGCUUUGGUGCUUCAGGUGAUGGGGUCUAACUUUUGUCUGAAAGAUUUGUGCGAACGUUCCGGACCGGAUUAUAACAACCGAUGCCCCGCGUUACUGGAAGGUGGCUUUCCCACGUUAGCUACGUACUUGGGACAAUUAAUCAUUCCGUUGCUGUUUCGUUGCUGUGCCGGGCGUAAAGAUUCACCUUCUUUGUCAAAAGAGAACGUGUUCUAUGCACUCGAUGUGUGUGUCACUGCUUUGUUUGCUCCGGAAACCUCUUCCAAGUCAUCACUUCGUACACAACCCGGGCAACCUCAGUACUUAGAACCGCGAAGUUCCAUCUCCCCGGAACGGGUUCGGGACAAAACUAACCGAUACGUACCCGAGUCAUCCACGGUGCUUAGCCCACCGACAAUUGUAGCGGCCAGUUCAGCUGUCACGGUCACAAAUAUCGCAACCGGUUUGAUGGAUUUAAGUUCGGGCACAAAUGCUUUGCGCCUCAUGAAUCUUUCUUCACUCGGUCCCGAUCAAGAAACUGGACCAUUUUCCACCCUGCCACGAUUAAUCUGUCCAACCCUGUCCGGCAUCACAUCAAUCGAUUCUGCAGAGUCCAUAAACCAACAAAAACAACAACCACAACAGCAGCAACAAGCACAACAGUCAUCCCAGACACCGGGAUCACAACAACAACAACAACUGCAACAACAGCAGCAAUCGCAACGCCACUCAACCCAACCUUCGUCUCAACCACAACAACAGCAGCAACAACCACAACAAUUAUUGCAGCCCAACUCACAAUCCACACGGUCUGGAGGUAAAACAGAAGGUGUGCUUGGCAGUGGAGCUGUCAGUAUUCGAGCUCGUGCAUCCGUGAUAGCAACCGGAACUAAACCUUCACUGGCGCUGUCUAAAAGCAAACCGCAAUCCACGCACACACGAUUGCUGGACACAUCUGCUAUCAGCGCAAUAAGUUUGGGAGAACGACCGACCAACUUUAAGGCCGAAUUCGCUCAUCGAUUGGGCUUCCUCGGGCUGAAACUGAUCCUUGUGGCCUAUUCACGCCACGCGUCAGUUCGCCUUCGCCUUCUCACAGCCACUUUGACCAAACUGGCACUCAACGGACGAAGUGGAAUUCAGUUGUGGAAGUUCUUCGAUUUUCUGACCACACACAGACCACCUUUGUUUGUCCACCUGCUCCCGUUUAUUCGAUUCAAAUUAGCACAUCUGCGCUGCGCGACUCCGGGAGAGCAGGCCUAUCAACAAAUUGUUAGCCAGAAACUGAUCGGUCUUCAUCUGCCCGUGCCACAAACCACAGCUGCCGUGCUACGGGAAUUGAUGAUGGAGCUUGGCACAAUUCAGCAUGACGUACAGCACUUCACACAAGCUCAGUUCAAAGAGCUCCAACCGGGUCGCUCAACACGUGACUCUGUACGUCGUCUGUACUCGAGUGAUCAUUCACCGGCCGCUCGAAAGCGCUCUUCGCGGAGAGCAAAGACUAAACUCAGUGGUCUAACAGAGGAAUCCGCCAAACCUGAGUCGGAUAUGAGCUUACCGGAUCACACCAAUUUGCGACAUCGAGUGGACGUCCUCGCCUCCGUCACCUCGGAAUCGGCUUGCAGCAGCGAGCACCUAUUCGAUGAUACGGGAUUUGGUUUACCUAGUCUUAGUCGUGCUUCUCGUGGCGUUCGGACCAUGAAUCAGAGCUUUCGACAAUCGAUUCUCAUUCGAGAUCCACGUAAACGGAUCGGAGCGCACGAUGGUAGUCGACUGCUAACGCAGAACCAAACAUUGAAGCAAUCCGAUCCGAUAUUGACCGCUUCUGCGGAGAGUAUACAUCGUCAGAGUCAAAACGUGUCACGGAGAAAAAUUCGUCAAACCUCAACUGUGCCAUCAGAUAACGCUCCACCCACACUCCCGAAAUCGCAUUUGGCCAAAGCAAGCUUUCUCUUGAGUGACACCACAUUUGACGAUCAGAGUUUGGGCUCAUUCACCAGUGAUGAACUACGUGGUCCAGUUGGACCGGCCGCUGCUGCCGCCAUCGCCACUUCAUUGUACGGAUCUGGUGCCCCAUACAUUCACGCCAGAGAUAAAGCUCGGCAGGAAUUAGCUCUCUUGGUGGGCAUCGCCCCACCCGAGUUGGAGACGAGCACAGACCGUCGGGAUUCCAGUAUUCUAGAUCUAUCGCUGUCCGACCAAAGUGUGAUCAAUAUGAAUGUUCCUAAAUUGGAUACAUUGACAGCUGGUACUACAACUGCUGGACACGAACCGGGCCGAUCCGGAACGAGCGCCGAGAAGAUGAAGACACCGAGGGCUUCCAAGAUCGACUACGUCUAA
Messenger RNA from Echinostoma caproni, 3972 nucleotides. The record is from the annotation of a GenBank genome assembly. NCBI's taxonomy places the organism in Eukaryota, Metazoa, Platyhelminthes, Trematoda, Plagiorchiida, Echinostomatidae.